GAAAAGAAACAGAGAGCAAAACAAAACAGAGAAGGGAGAAAGAAAGAAACAGAGAGCAAAACGAAACAGAGAAGGAAGGAAGGAAAGAAAGAAAGAAAAAGAAAAAGAGAAAUUUGGGGUUUUAAGGUUCAGAGUUAAUUUGCUAAUGUCGUGCACGAGUCAUUGUCCGAGAAAGGAAAGGGGAAAGUGGACAAGGAGUGACUCGAGAGAAAUUCCGCUAACAAAGAACCCGAUCCAUCGGCAUCAAAAGGAAAAGGGAAAGCUAUCGAGGACUAAAGCGGGAGAUUUACGGAUUGGAAGAGUUCAGGGAUACUUCGACCUCGAGUCGAUGAGACACUGGGCGUCACUAUAUUUCUUCGGAUGGUUUCGACGAGGUAUUGGGUACCAACUUACUUCGGCUUGGCCGAUGAGACACUGGGUGUCAACUAUUGCUUCGAACUAUCCGAUGAGGCACUGGGUGCCAUUCUGGUGUGUUUGGUUGGAUCCGUGUAUCCGCCAAAGUCCGAGUUUUGUUAAUAGGGUCGAUAGAAGUCAAAGGUCCCGGUUCAGCAUUCAGACUAAUCCCGACUUCAGCAUAACUUUGGUGAUGUAUAUUUUCCUUUGGGUUCUGAAGUUACCCGCCAGAAAGCAGAGGAAAUUUUGAGAAAAGGGAAGAAAAAAUUGACCACAGCAAUGGAGGAAACCAGACCAGUGGAAAAUUAGAGAUUAACACCUAACAUGUUUCAUUUGUUUAUAUUCAAUACCAAAUUUAUGAACAAUAUUUUAAUUUUAUGA
Molecule: messenger RNA, 774 nt
Organism: Gossypium raimondii (Peruvian cotton)
Lineage: Eukaryota; Viridiplantae; Streptophyta; Magnoliopsida; Malvales; Malvaceae
Exons: 6
Coding region: 146-643 (165 amino acids)
Source: RefSeq, a predicted model, not a curated record